Messenger RNA from Oikopleura dioica, 348 nucleotides. The record is from the annotation of a GenBank genome assembly. Lineage: Eukaryota; Metazoa; Chordata; Appendicularia; Copelata; Oikopleuridae.
AUGGACGGUAAAAGCAGUUUAGAAACACUUUGUAAAGCGACAAUCAUUGCCAGAGAAAACAUGGAGGACUCCAGCGAAGACGAGCGGUAUAUGAUCGCAGACUUGGACGCGAUGGACUGUAUGAUGGACAGGGGAAUGGACGACGAAAACGGAGCGGUAGAAGACGACGAAGACGACGAUGGCUCGGAUACAGAAGCAGAUGAUGCGGAUCUCGUGGAUUGUUUCUUUGACGACAAGGAGGGGGAUCAAGUGCAGCAUUCUGACGACGAUGGCGGCGACGGAAGUCAUGAUAGCGACGACAAUAGUGACUAUUAUGGAGGAUACGACCCAGCUGUUAUUUACUUGUAA